Argiope bruennichi is the source of this 940-nucleotide messenger RNA. RefSeq lists its product as uncharacterized. Gene Ontology annotation, cellular component: microtubule. The record is from RefSeq and is a predicted model, not a curated record. Gene Ontology annotation, molecular function: tubulin binding. The coding region runs from base 155 to 940 and encodes 261 amino acids. NCBI's taxonomy places the organism in Eukaryota, Metazoa, Arthropoda, Arachnida, Araneae, Araneidae. Gene Ontology annotation, biological process: positive regulation of protein polymerization; microtubule bundle formation; microtubule polymerization. The transcript is spliced from 4 exons.
GUCACACAGGUAGCAGCUUCAGGUUAUACGAAUGCGAACCAAAGGAAAUCUUCUUGAAAUUCCGUUUAGCCAUCUGCGAGACAACGAGAAUUGAGAAUUGACUUCGGUGUGGUUUAGAAAUGAUAAAAUCUGAAACAACAUUUUGUUUUGAAAAAUGCUGCAUACAAGAUUGGUAAAGUUGGCAGAACCCAGGACACCAAAAGGAGCCACAGAUGAUGACAGUGAAAUUGGCUACCCUAGGGCAGGUAAUGUGCCACCACCUCUAUUUUCCAAAGCAUCCACUCCCGAAUCGGACGAACCAUUUGAUGAUCCGUACGAUGCCAAGUUCUCGACUCUCAAUUAUCAGAUGAAAAGCUCAUUUACCGAAACCGGCAAUACAGAAACGCGUUUCUUUUGGAUGAUUGAUCUCAUGUCCUUCCACCAACUCUUCCGACUUUAUGCGAAAUAUGGAGACACCAACAAAUCUGGAGAAACAAUGAGCCUUACUAACAGCGACAGAUGGCUGCGGCAGGCAAAAAUUAUUGACAACAGAAGAAUUAGUACAACAGAUACUGGAAUAUAUUUCAAACAAGUUGCAAAAUUCAAGAAAUCUCUAAAUUUCAGUUCUUAUCAGACUUUUCUCGAGCUUUUAGCUAAGAAAAAGAAUUUAAAUUUGAGCGAAAUGAAAUACAAAAUGGUCACAGCUGGUCCUCCUGAAACAUAUAAAAUGACAGAUGUGGAUAACAGAAAUGCCGUUCUGAAUGUUAGUGAGCAACGACCAAGAGCAAGAGGUUAUAGAAGAAUUAAAAGACGGGAAACCGUUAAAAGAACUUAUGAUGAGUUUUUUAGCAACUGCCAGUGCCAACACGGUUAUAGCUCGCAAAUAAGUUACAGCUUCCCGGAUUCAUUGCCAAUGCCAGCAGCGCCAGAGGACGAAGAAGAUUGGUUUCCCGAAGAAUAA